UCUCUCUCUCUCUCUCUCUCUCUCCGUUUAAAGCUUUCAAACUCCAUGUGAGUUUCUAGCUCCAUUCUCUAUCUCUAUCUCUCUGACGACCGGCUCGUCGGAGAAGUUGUUUCCGGCAGCCUCAUGUGAAACUUCCCUACUUACUGUUUGCUUCUUCUUCCACUAACUACAAAACUCGCAUUCCUAACAUAUCCUUGCACCGGCAUAAUCUCGCCGGAAAACAACUGAUUUCCACCGGAGUUGUCAUUUUCCGGCUUAUUUUAAACGGAAUCCAUAACCCCUCAAAUGGGUUGAUGUGAUUCUUUCCCUUCUUUCCCAUUCUCCUGUUCUUCACUUGCACCUCAUUUCCUUCUCUGGCCUUCUCGCCGGAAAACCGCCCUGUUCUCUCCUUGCCGGUUUUCUGGCCAUUUCUCACCGGAAAAUUUUCUCUUCUUGAAGAAGAAAGAAACCCAUCAUCUGGGUUCUUCUAUUCACCUCUUUUGCUCACUUGGGGUUUCUUCCUCUGUUUUCUUCAAAAUCAACUGCCCUUUCCAAUCUGUUCUGAAAAAUCUCUCUUGUAGAUUUUUCCUCCUCACCUCAUUCCCUCACUUGAGUGUUAGUCCAAAUUCUCAAAAAAAAAAAAAAAAAAAAAAGGGUUAACUGGUUUUUUCUUCCGAUACUUGAAGAAAAUCGUCAAAACCAGCACUUUCCUUCUCUUCUUUGAAUUCCCCAUCCGGGUUUUCUCCUUCACCCCAUUUCCUCACUUGGGUCUCCUUCAAGUUCCCCAAACUCAAUCCCAACCGUCGGAUAUCCGAAGGAUUCUUGAAGAUGAUAACCGGCUCCGACCUCUACCACGUCCUCACCGCUGUCGUCCCACUCUACGUGGCGAUGAUCCUUGCCUACGGCUCCGUGAAAUGGUGGAAGAUCUUCACACCCGAUCAAUGCUCCGGCAUCAACCGUUUCGUCGCCCUCUUCGCAGUCCCGCUCCUCUCCUUCCACUUCAUCUCCACAAACAACCCUUACGCCAUGAACUUACGAUUCAUCGCGGCAGACACUCUUCAGAAGAUCAUGGUCUUAGUUGUUCUUGCAAUCUGGACUAAGACCAGCUCAAGAGGCUGCCUUGAAUGGACAAUUACACUCUUUUCUCUCUCAACGCUCCCAAACACUCUCGUCAUGGGAAUUCCCUUGUUGAAGGGAAUGUACGGCGCAGAUUCAGGCAGUUUGAUGGUUCAGAUCGUCGUCCUCCAAUGCAUUAUCUGGUAUACUUUGAUGCUGUUCCUGUUUGAAUACAGAGGCGCAAGAUUGCUGAUAGUAGAGCAGUUUCCAGACACCGCCGGUUCGAUCAUUUCCUUCAGAGUCGAUUCUGAUAUCAUUUCGUUGGAUGGGAAGGAGCCUCUCCAAACAGAAGCUGAAAUCGGCGAAGAUGGGAAGCUUCAUGUGACAGUCCGGAAAUCGACAAGCUCACGGUCGGAAAUCUUCUCGCGGCGAUCUCACGGUCUCAAUUCAGGUGUCUCUCUAACGCCUCGCCCGUCGAAUCUCACAAAUGCUGAAAUAUACUCACUGCAAUCGUCGAGGAAUCCGACGCCAAGGGGUUCGAGCUUCAACCACACGGAUUUCUAUUCGAUGGUGAAUGGGAGGAAUACGAGCAAUGUGAGCCCACGACAGUCGAAUUUCGGGGCGAAUUUGGGCUAUGAUGAAGAGAGCGGGCGGGCGGCGAACGGGGUCUAUCAGCCCAGCAAUGCAGUGCAGGGGAGCGGCUACCCCGUGCCGCCGAGCGCAGGGAUAUUUUCGCCAGUGGCGCCUGCUGGGGCGAAGAAGAAGGUGAAUGGCAAUGAGGGUGGUGGGAAGGAUCUUCACAUGUUUGUGUGGAGCUCGAGUGCAUCGCCAGUCUCCGAAGGUGGAAUUCAUGUGUUUAGAGGAGGAGAACUUGGGAAUGAUCAGCAGCAUCCUCAGCAGCAGCUGGGUGGGGUACCUCAUUCAGCUGAUCAUCACCAUUCAAAAGAUUGUAACCAUGAUGCCUAUGAUGAGUACGGUCGCGACGAUUUCAGCUUUGGAAACAGGACCGUGGGCCGGGGUGGUGAGUCUCUUCAUAAAGACCACGAUGGCCCAAGCCUCUCGAAGCUUGGGUCGAGCUCCACUGCAGAGCUUCACCCAAAGAGUGGGGCCCAUGUGGACACAAAGCCCACCUCGAUGCCGCCUGCCAGCGUGAUGACCCGGCUCAUCCUGAUCAUGGUCUGGAGGAAGCUCAUCAGGAACCCAAACACUUACUCGAGCCUCAUUGGCCUAAUUUGGUCUCUAGUUUCUUACAAAUGGGGGAUUGUAAUGCCUGCGAUUGUGGCCCGCUCGAUAGCGAUUCUCUCUGAUGCGGGUCUUGGAAUGGCCAUGUUCAGUCUCGGUUUGUUCAUGGCACUACAGCCGCGUAUAAUUGCAUGUGGGAAUUCGGUUGCGGCCUUUGCCAUGGCCGUCAGAUUCCUCACGGGCCCAGCAGUAAUGGCCGCAGCCUCGAUUGCUGUUGGAUUGCGUGGGGUUCUCUUACACAUUGCCAUUGUUCAGGCUGCUCUUCCUCAAGGAAUCGUUCCUUUUGUCUUUGCUAAGGAAUACAAUGUGCAUCCUGACAUACUGAGCACUGGAGUUAUAUUUGGGAUGUUAAUAGCACUCCCCAUCACUCUAGUUUACUACAUUUUACUGGGACUGAAAGGCUGAAGAAAGAGAGAAAAAUCAACCAAUCCAAGGUGAAAAAACAAAAAUCAUCUGUAAUUUCUACCCUUUUGAUGGAUUUUGGGCUUUGAUCUGACUGAAUUUUGUGAAAUUAAUUAGAGGAGAAUGAAAGCCCUUUCUAAGAAAAAAAAGAAAAAAAAAGAAAAAAUCAGAAAUGAUAGUAGGGAGGAGAGUAAGAGAGAAAAGAAAAAUGACCGUUGGGAGUAGAUUUUUGAAAUUCUCACCCUCUUUUUUGAGAAAGAAAAAGAUCCAAAUGUUUGUAGUUGACAGAUUCCCGGUCCUUGAAAGUGAAAAUGGGCGAUGUGGGAACUUGACUUUUUUGCCCUUUUUUUUUUUUUUUUUUUUAAUUAAAGUGAUUGUGCCACGUGUCUUAUGAUAAA
Magnolia sinica is the source of this 3077-nucleotide messenger RNA. Its product is annotated as probable auxin efflux carrier component 1b. Gene Ontology annotation, molecular function: auxin efflux transmembrane transporter activity. Gene Ontology annotation, biological process: auxin export across the plasma membrane; auxin polar transport. Bases 808 to 2682 code for a protein of 624 amino acids. The transcript has 6 exons. The record is from RefSeq and is a predicted model, not a curated record. Lineage: Eukaryota; Viridiplantae; Streptophyta; Magnoliopsida; Magnoliales; Magnoliaceae. Gene Ontology annotation, cellular component: endoplasmic reticulum; plasma membrane.